CGGCUCACAGUCUGACGGCGCUGGGCGCCCGUGCGCGUGAAAUCUCUUUCGCGGAUGCGUUUUCUAGUGUUGGGAACUUGUGUCUUCGAACGUCCUUUCCGGUCCCGUCUUCGGGGCAUGAGUGACAACGACCUUCUUCGAGAUGCUCCGUUUUGUUCCACCGCUUCUAUUAUGGGCGUUCUUCGCACUGUUGUCAUCUCAGCCCGUGAGAGGUGGCUACGAGCCUCCUGGUCCACGCUAUCGAUGCCCGACGCCACCUAGUCAGUACCACCCCUGCUCUUGUUUUCCAGGGGAAGAUGGACUACACAUUAAGUGCGAGAACGCCAACCUGGCGAUCCUGAGCACCGCCUUCUACAACAUCGCCGCCACCCGGGCGCCCAUCGAGCUGCUCGAAUUGGAGCGUUGCCACUUCGAGAGGCUGUACGGGGCGCUGCUGCAGCCGCUGCUGGUGCGCGUGCUGCGCGUCAGCGACACCCCGCUGCGGCGCGUGGAAGCGGACGCGUUCGCGGGCACCCAAAUCAACAAUCUAACUGAACUUCGCGUGGUGGGUCACAACAUCACCACUCUACCCAGAGACGCCUUUUCCGGAGGCAAAGUGGCGGAGCAUUUGGUGAAGCUCACUCUCUCCGAGGGCCCGCUCACCGCGCUGGCCCCCGCCGCGCUCGCCCCUCUGCGCCGCCUCAAGCGCCUCGACGUCUCCUACAACAACAUCAGCAGCCUCCAGCGCGCACAGUUCAAAGGUUUACGUGAUUGUGAAGUGCUUGAUUUGUCACACAAUGGUCUGGAGAAAGUAGAAGCUGCUCAUUUUGGGGACCUGACUCGGCUUCUUUUCCUGAACCUCAGUCACAACCACUUAUCGAACUUACCCAGGUCAACGUUUGCCCGAAAUUCGUUAUUGUUGGUCCUGAAUUUAACAAGUAAUGCUCUUCCAAAGAUCGAUGUAACAACAUUUCGUGGAAUGCGAUCAAUCCGCAGACUCUACCUAGCAUACAACAGAAUAAGUGAUGUAGCACGAGGUGCAUUUGAUUCCUUAACACGUGUUGGCACAAUUGACUUAGAAGGCAAUCGCCUCACAACUCGCAUUCAUUUAGCCCGAAAUAACAUCACUUCAGUGGAGGCUGGAGCAUUCAAAGAAAUUGUUUAUGCUCACAUUGAUCUUAGCCACAAUGCAAUAAAGAAAAUACCAGCCGGGACAUUUAUACAAUGUACAAAUUUGACAAGACUUGACUUAAGUCACAAUCUUCUAACUGGAAUAACUAAACGAGCUCUCGAUGAGCUCUCCUAUCCAGGUGAACUUGAUUUAUCCUUCAACAAUAUAUCAGACUUUACCCAGGAUGUGGCCAGAGGUGCAUUGACCAGACUAUCGUCCUUACGAGCCAUUUCAGUGCGCCACAACAAUGUAAGCAAACCAUUCACGCCACCGCCUUCCUUGGCUCACCUAGAUCUCUCAUAUAACAGCUUCAAGGGGUUACCUGAAAGGACAGCCUGGCCAACAAUGAAUGCUCUUCUCUCGUUGGACUUCUCACACAACCAAAUAACGAAUGAAGGACUGCCAAGAGGAUGCUUAUCCAAUCUACUGACCCUGCAGAGUUUGGAGUUUGCCAACAAUUCCAUCACUCACCCACCACGCGAAGCCCUCACUGACCUCACCUCACUGCAGUACAUUGGAUUGAGAAACAAUAAAUUGCAUCGCCUUGAACGUGGGGCAUUUGGGCGCCUUCCGGUUGUUUUUACCCUGGAUCUGAGCCAGAACAUGAUCAACAAUAUCAGUGAACGUGCAUUUGACGGGUUGCUGCAACUACAAACACUGAAUUUGACGUCCAACAAUUUAACUCGAAUCCCGAAUGGAGCUUUCCAAGGGCUAGUUUCACUGAGAACGCUUGAUAUCUCGAAGAAUAAAUUAAACAGCUUGGAUAAUGGCACAAAUUCCUUACUAGAGGACUGCCUAUCGUUGGAAAAUCUGAAUCUUUCAUACAACGACAUGUUUGUCCUUUCGAAACGCAGUCUUCCAAGUUCGCCGUGGGUGCCUUACAAGCUCAAUAAUCUGGAUUUGUCUUAUAAUCGCCUUCCGGUUUUAACUGCGGAAUUUCUUCCGGGCGGCCGCCGCUUAGAGCGCCUCUCCCUGGCGAGCAAUCUCCUCUCAGAGCUUCGACCAGGUGUACUGGGAAAUCUGACAAAUCUUCGUUACCUGGAUAUCUCCAGUAAUCUACUGAAAGUUUUUCCCGGCCCCAUGCUUGGUCCACCUCCAAAUCUGACAGAAUUACGAAUUGCGAGCAAUCGAUUGAUUACACUCCCGACAAAAGAACUGGCCUCUCUCAAAUUUACAUUGAAGUUACUGGAUGUUGCAGGCAAUCGACUGUCUGGAACCCCAGUGGAAUUAAUUCCGCAAUUACUGAAUGGGACUAUUAUGAAGUUUGAAGGAAACCCUCUGCAGUGUGACUGUCGUAUACGUCCUAUUUUGCGCUGGUUUUCUGAGAAAGGCUCAGUGCCUGAAGAAUGGAGCAAUGUCCGUUGUUCAGAACCUGAUCAUUUGGCCGGACUAGCAAUACCUGAGGUUCCUGAGCCACGCCUUUCCUGCAGUGAUAAACCAAUAUCGGUUCUGCCCUCAACUGGAAUUCCUGAGGACAAUGGAAUCGAGUAUGAUCCAGCUCCAGAUGUUCGCUUCCGGAAAGUACAGAGAUUUGAAAAUGGGUCAAUAUCUGCAUCAUGGUAUGUUUGGACCCGUUCCGAUGUGGCAGACUUUCUUCUUCUUGCUCGUCCAGUGUCCGAAAGUGGCACAAGCACAUCAAACGUGCCCUUGGCUGAAGUUGACCUCUCAUAUAUAGAACGAAGGGCUAUAUUGCCAAUACCUGCCAAUGCACAAAACCCUCUUCAAUUUUGUGUAGCCACUAGGAAUAGCUUAGGUGAAUUACGACCUCUUCGACCUCGUCAUCAGUGUCGUGUACUGUCAGAAGGUUCCGGCAGCAUUAAGAUCCAAUCAACAUUAAUUGGAAUGUUGAUAAGUGCUUUUGUAUAUUUGUGGCUGUAAAUAUUACCCUGCUGUUUUGACAAUCUGUAUUGUGAUAAAAAAUAUAUAUUUCGUUUUGACACAAAAUAAUUUGUUGGUGUCUGAAAAUGUUUUUCAAUAAAUAAACACA
Messenger RNA from Gryllus bimaculatus (two-spotted cricket), 3137 nucleotides. The record is from the annotation of a GenBank genome assembly. Lineage: Eukaryota; Metazoa; Arthropoda; Insecta; Orthoptera; Gryllidae.